Molecule: messenger RNA, 2992 nt
Organism: Scomber scombrus (Atlantic mackerel)
Lineage: Eukaryota; Metazoa; Chordata; Actinopteri; Scombriformes; Scombridae
Gene: ezra
Product: ezrin a
Exons: 13
Coding region: 110-1894 (594 amino acids)
Biological process (GO): positive regulation of protein localization to early endosome; regulation of organelle assembly; regulation of cell shape
Cellular component (GO): adherens junction; microvillus; plasma membrane
Molecular function (GO): cell adhesion molecule binding; actin binding
Source: RefSeq, a predicted model, not a curated record
CUGCACUUCUUUAUCAGAUAGAAGUUCUGCUGGGACUUGGCCACUGCAGCCUCGGUCAGCCUGGGAAACACUUUCUUCUGCUGGAGCUCACCCACCAAUCACAGCCAAGAUGCCCAAAACAAUAAAUGUGCGCGUCACCACGAUGGACGCGGAGCUGGAGUUCUCCUUCCACCCCAGCACCACCGGAAAGCAGCUCUUUGACCAGGUUGCCCGCACCAUCGGACUGCGUGAGAUUUGGUACUUUGGGCUUCAGUUUGUCGACGCCAAAGGAUUCCUCACAUGGCUGAACGCUGAAAAGAAGGUCAUGUCCCAGGGUGUGAAGAAGGAAGCUACCCUGCAGUUCAAGCUGAGGGUCAAGUUUUACCCCGAGGACGUGACCGAGGAGUUGAUCCAGGACGUCACUCGGAGGCUCUUCUUCAUGCAGGUGAAGGAGGACCUCUUGACAGAGGACAUCUACUGUCCUCCGGAGACCGCCGUGCUGCUGGCCUCCUACGGCAUCCAGGCCAAGUAUGGAGAGUACAACAGAGCGGUGCACAAACGGGGUUACAUGUCCUCCGAGCGCCUGCUGCCAAAGAGAGUCCUGUCGCAACACAAGCUGUCCAAGGAUCAGUGGGAAGAGAGAAUCCAGGUCUGGCACGAGGAGCACAGAUCGAUGCUGAAGGAGGAAGCCAUGAUUGAGUACCUGAAGAUCGCUCAGGAUCUGGAGAUGUACGGAGUCAACUACUUUGAGAUCAAGAACAAGAAGGGCACAGAUCUGUGGUUAGGAGUUGACGCUCUGGGACUGAACAUCUAUGAGAAGGAGGACAGGCUGUCUCCAAAGAUUGGAUUCCCCUGGAGUGAAAUUAGAAACAUUUCUUUCAAUGAUAAGAAGUUCAUCAUCAAGCCCAUAGACAAGAAAGCCCCUGAUUUCGUAUUCUAUGCCCCACGACUGAGAGUCAACAAGCGCAUCCUGCAGCUGUGCAUGGGCAACCACGAGCUGUACAUGCGCCGCCGCAAGACCGACACCAUCGAGGUCCAGCAGAUGAAAGCUCAGGCCAAAGAGGAGAGGCUGCAGAAGAAGAUGGAAAAAGAUCAGCUGGAGAGUGAGAAGAAGAGGAGGGAGGCCAUCGAGAAAGAGAAGGAGCAGAUGGAGAAAGAAAAGCAGGAUCUGAUGAAGAGGCUCCACCAGUUUGAAGAGACAACCAAGAGAGCAGAGAAAGAGCUUCAGGAGCAGCUGGACAGGGCCAUGAGGCUGGAGGAGGAGAGGAGGAGGGUGGAGCAGGAGGCGGCCCGGCUGGAGGCUGAGAGGAUGGAGGCCAUAAUAGCCAAGGAGGAGCUGGUCAGGCAAGCUGAGGACCAGAUAAAGAGCCAGGAGCAGCUGGCUGCAGAACUGGCCGAGUACAGCGCCAAGAUUUCCGUGCUGGAGGAGGCUAAGAGAAUCAAGGAGGAAGAGGCUGAGACAUGGCACAGCAAGGCUAAGGAAGUGGAGGAGAAUUUGCUGAAGACGAAGGAGGAGCUGCACAAUGUAAUGACCACUAAUUCAGUUCCCCCUCCCGCUCCCGCUUCCUCCUCUUCCUCCUCCUCAUCCUCGGACAGCGAGAGCGAUCACGAAGAGCAAAACGAAGAGCACAGCGAAGAGAACAGCACCUACAGCGCCGAGCUCCCCUCACAGGAAAUCAACGACCACCGUGAGGAGGAGGACAGGAUCACCGAGGCCGAGAAGAACCAACGCCUGCAGAAACAACUGAUGGCCCUGAGCUCAGAGCUGGAAGACGCCCGAGACCAGAAUAAGAAGACCGCAGACGACCUGCUCCACGCCGAGAACGUCCGAGCCGGCCGCGACAAGUACAAGACCCUGCGUCAGAUCCGUAUGGGCAACACCAAGCAGAGGAUUGAUGAGUUUGAGGCCUUGUAGAAACCUUAAGAGACAUGAAGAUCUCUCCAAAAAUACCUCAUCAAGGCUUGUUCAGUGUAAUUUAAGUGUGAUGUAAUUGCAGCCACACCUGAUCGUAAAGACCCAGAAAAAAAGACUCGAGCCUCCAUCAGUGAGUCUUAUCAUAUUGGUUUAACUUCUGAAAGUUUUUGCAUGAAAGCACUGUGUUUUUUUUUCUUUGUAGCACUCAAACAUCUCCAUUGUGCUGUUUAUACCAUUUAAAAUAUAACACUGGAUGAUGUGUGUGUCAUUUUGAAAACAAUAACAGAAAGCGACUGUUCCUGAUUUAUGAUAAACGAUCAGAAAAAGGUGAAAGUUUGUCUUUUCAGUUUUUCUUUUGUACCAAUCUGAAGUAGAUAAAUACACUCUUUGGAAGUGACUGUCCCUUAUUGCAAUCAGUGCCUUAUAGAGCUGCAACUGAAAAUUAUGUAGUAUUGAUUAAUGCAUUGAUUAUUUUUUUCCGUUCAUUGUUUUGUCUAUAAAAUUGUGACCAAUGCACAUUUCGAGAGCCUUAAGGCGAUGAUGUCUUACUUUGUCAUAGCAACAGUUCAAAACCAAAACAUGUCAUUUAUUAUGUGAAACAGAAAGAGAGACGCUGAAAUAAGAAAAUGUGUGUCAUUUUUGUUUGAUGAAUGAACUAGCACAAUUGUUGCAGAUUAAUUUUCUGUGAAUCUACUUCAAUCAAAUUGUUUCUGCUCUACUGCUUUGUGCAUCUGUUUUCAUAAGGGUCCAAAUAAUAAUGCAAUUUAUUUAACUAGUUUUAAAAUGCUCAUGAUAUUGAAUUAAUUGGUUUCAUGUCUUUACAGCAGGGGGUGGGGAUAAAACAAAACAUCUCAGGUGUUUCUGUUUGAAGGGUUUUAUGACACAUGAACAUUUAAAAAUGCAUUUUAUUGGUUUUAUUCAAAAGGUUGUUUUAAUAUUCAUUUCCAGGGUACUGACAUCCUGUUGCUGUUAAAGGUUUAAAUGAUCUGAUUUACUCUCUAAGACUUUUACCUGGUUUAGCAUUAUAUAUUCAGGCAGGACAGACAGUUGCUGAUAUUAGACUUUAUGUGUGAUGUCUCAUAGCCCUGUUUCCAUGCC